GUCACCCCCUUAAUUUCCCCCCCCCCCACUUCCGGCGGCGCUGUCCCGAUUAUCGCGACUAUGGGGAGCGGCGGAGGCGCGCGCGCGCGUCCCGAAAAGAUCGGUCAACCAGCCCCCGAAGCCAAGAGGCGACCAAGGGGUCGGUCUCCCGAAGGGAAAAUGCACCCAAACUCUAAAAAGGUCAAAUUAGUCACCAAGGGAAGAGUAAAAUGGAAGCCUCUUACGGACGAGAGUAAGGAGCAUUUGCAAGCCGUGAUGGAUUCUGUAAUUCUGUCUGUCUUGAGUCGGAAAACGGAAGGAAAAGAAAACAUUCAAAGUCACCUCAACGGCUUGAAGGAAAGACUUUUUACGUUAUGCAAGACUCUGGAAAUCCCUCCAAGAAAGCUGGAGAAUCUGAAAAAAAUGCAGAACCUGAAGGCGAUGGAGGUUCAGCGACUGAAAACCAAUGAAGAGAAUUUGGAAUUGCUGCAGAAAGAAGUAGGCAAAGUAGUCGAGGCCAUACACCCAAUGAAUGAAGAAAUCCAAAGCCUCCAGGCCAGAAUUCAACUUCUCAAGGAUGAGCUGGAGGAAGAGGAGGACAAGGCUGAACAGAUGUCUCAAACCGACCACGGCAAGAUCGUCUCUCUACCCGAACUCUCUGAAAGAAGUCUUAAAGCACCUCUGCUUCAGGAAGAGAUACUGAUGAAGAUCCCAAACCAUGAGGGUCUUCUGAAGGACUUGCAAACUGUGCAGAACUCAGCUGAAAUGAAAGACAUGUUUACUUUUGUGGAAGAAGCCUAUAAGAAGCUCCUGAAAAGUCACUGAAUGAAAUGUUUCCGCCGUAUUACUAGUAAAUGCCUAACGCCAGCGAAGCCCGUUUGACCCCGGGGUGAUAUUCUUAAGCUACCACUGGAGGGAAAAAGAAGCUCUGAAAAUUGCCGGCCACUCUGUCGGUCUGGAGGCCGUAAACCAAUGCCCGUCGUCCCCGGGACCUCUUCGGCGUUCGGGUGGCUAGAGCGGACCUCACGGUGAAAAUCCAACCGCCCGUUCAUCAGAAGGGCAUCCUUGUGGGACUUGUCGUUUCAGCUUUUGUAUCUACACAACUAAAAGGAGCAAGCCUUACCCAGCUGGGGGGGGGGGCGGGGGGGGCUUCAGGCUAGGCCACAGCGGCCCCAAAGGGAGCUAGGUGCUCUUUAACCCCGGUAAAUGAAGCACGAUCCUGCGAGCGUCUCUCAAACGUCGCUGCUGUGGAUCUCGGAGCCUUUGCCGGGACUUGGUGGCUUCUGAGAGUCCGAUCUGAUCCCCUACGUUUGAAACCCCCUCCUCCCCUCUCAGUCUGUGGGAGUUCAAGCGUGGUCACUUUUCUUCCCCCUCCUAUGAGGAGGAGGAGGAUCGGAGGUGAGUCAGCUGCCAGGAGAAAUGUGGGGAGUGUGAGAAUUGGAAGGCCCUGUCGGGUGACCGUAUUUUGCUUUUGGACGGGUGGCGUGACCCCAUUCAUUUACUGGGCUGGAUUAUUUUAUUGUCAGGGAGUGGUUAUAGGUCAGGAUCGCAUGUUCCGUGACUGAAGCGUUACUCUGCCCUCAUCACACUUCAGUUGUCUGCCCUGAGCGCUUACAGUGUGCAGAGCACUGUACUAAGCGCUUAUGGUGGGGCGACAGAAGAGAAACGACUAUUUUCUGAACCCCGAUCUCCGCGUCCUCUUCACAGACAGAUUUUCUAUGAAGUGUAGCUCCUAGGAGUUUUGAUAUGAAAUGGUAGUUUAUUAAAGUGUACGUUUAAUGCUCCGUGAA
This is a messenger RNA of Ornithorhynchus anatinus (platypus), 1769 nucleotides long. RefSeq names its product centromere protein Q (gene CENPQ). NCBI's taxonomy places the organism in Eukaryota, Metazoa, Chordata, Mammalia, Monotremata, Ornithorhynchidae. Bases 61 to 804 code for a protein of 247 amino acids. The transcript is spliced from 8 exons. The record is from RefSeq and is a predicted model, not a curated record.